Molecule: messenger RNA, 3488 nt
Organism: Pan troglodytes (chimpanzee)
Lineage: Eukaryota; Metazoa; Chordata; Mammalia; Primates; Hominidae
Gene: HFE
Product: homeostatic iron regulator
Exons: 5
Coding region: 104-886 (260 amino acids)
Biological process (GO): regulation of iron ion transport; response to iron ion starvation
Cellular component (GO): external side of plasma membrane
Molecular function (GO): transferrin receptor binding
Source: RefSeq, a predicted model, not a curated record
AGCCUAGGCAAUAGCUGUAGGGUGACUUCUGGAGCCAUCCCCGUUUCCCCGCCCCCCAAAAGAAGUGGAGAUUUAACGGGGACGUGCGGCCAGAGCUGGGGAAAUGGGCCCGCGAGCCAGGCCGGCGCUUCUCCUCCUGAUGCUUUUGCAGACCGCGGUCCUGCAGGGGCGCUUGCUGCAGUCCCACACCCUGCAGGUCAUCCUGGGCUGUGAAAUGCAAGAAGACAACAGUACCGAGGGCUACUGGAAGUACGGGUAUGAUGGGCAGGACCACCUUGAAUUCUGCCCUGACACACUGGAUUGGAGAGCAGCAGAACCCAGGGCCUGGCCCACCAAGCUGGAGUGGGAAAGGCACAAGAUUCGGGCCAGGCAGAACAGGGCCUACCUGGAGAGGGACUGCCCUGCACAGCUGCAGCAGUUGCUGGAGCUGGGGAGAGGUGUUUUGGACCAACAAGUGCCUCCUUUGGUGAAGGUGACACAUCAUGUGACCUCUUCAGUGACCACUCUACGGUGUCGGGCCCUGAACUACUACCCCCAGAACAUCACCAUGAAGUGGCUGAAGGAUAAGCAGCCAAUGGAUGCCAAGGAGUUCGAACCUAAAGACGUAUUGCCCAAUGGGGAUGGGACCUACCAGGGCUGGAUAACCUUGGCUGUACCCCCUGGGGAAGAGCAGAGAUAUACGUGCCAGGUGGAGCACCCAGGCCUGGAUCAGCCCCUCAUUGUGAUCUGGGAGCCCUCACCGUCUGGCACCCUAGUCAUUGGAGUCAUCAGUGGAAUUGCUGUUUUUGUCGUCAUCUUGUUCAUUGGAAUUUUGUUCAUAAUAUUAAGGAAGAGGCAGGGUUCAAGAGGAGCCAUGGGGCACUACGUCUUAGCUGAACGUGAGUGACACGCAGCCUGCAGACUCAUUGUGGGAAGGAGACAAAACUAGAGACUCAAAAAGGGAGUGCAUUUAUGAGCUCUUCAUGUUUCAGGACAGAGUUGAACCUAAACAUAGAAAUUGCCUGAAGAACUCCUUGAUUUUAGCCUUCUCUGUUCAUUUCCUCAAAAAGAUUUCCCCAUUUAGGUUUCUGAGUUCCUGCAUGCCAGUGAUCCCUAGCUGUGACCUCUCCCCUGGAACUGUCUCUCAUGAACCUCAAGCUGCAUCUAGAGGCUUCCUUCAUUUCCUCCGUCACCUCAGAGACAUACACCUAUGUCAUUUCAUUUCCUAUUUUUGGAAGAGGACUCCUUAAAUUUGGGGGACUCACAUGAUUCAUUUUAACAUCUGAGAAAAGCUUUGAACCCUGGGACAUGGCUAGUCAUAACCUUACCAGAUUUUUACACAUGUAUCUAUGCAUUUUCUGGACCCGUUCAACUUUUCCUUUGAAUCCUCUCUCUGUGUUACCCAGUAACUCAUCUGUCACCAAGCCCUGGGGAUUCUUCCAUCUGAUUGUGAUGUGAGUUGCACAGCUAUGAAGGCUGUACACUGCACGAAUGGAAGAGGCACCUGUCCCAGAAAAAGCAUCAUGGCUAUCUGUGGGUAGUAUGAUGGGUGUUUUUAGCAGGUAGGAGGCAAAUAUCUUGAAAGGGGUUGUGAAGAGGUGUUUUUUCUAAUUGGCAUGAAGGUGUCAUACAGAUUUGCAAAGUUUAAUGGUGCCUUCAUUUGGGAUGCUACUCUAGUAUUCCAGACCUGAAGAAUCACAAUAAUUUUCUACCUGGUCUCUCCUUGUUCUGAUAAUGAAAAUUAUGAUAAGGAUGAUAAAAGCACUUACUUCGUGUCCGACUCUUCUGAGCACCUACUUACAUGCAUUACUGCAUGCAAUUCUUACAAUAAUUCUAUGAGAUAGGUACUAUUAUCCCCAUUUCUUUUUUAAAUGAAGAAAGUGAAGUAGGCCGGGCACGGUGGCUCACGCCUGUAAUCCCAGCACUUUGGGAGGCCAAAGUGGGUGGAUCACGAGGUCAGGAGAUCGAGACCAUCCUGGCUAACAUGGUGAAACCCCAUCUCUAAUAAAAAUACAAAAAAUUAGCUGGGCGUGGUGGCAGACGCCUGUAGUCCCAGCUACUCGGAAGGCUGAGGCAGGAGAAUGGCAUGAACCCAGGAGGCAGAGCUUGCAGUGAGCCGAGUUUGCGCCACUGCACUCCAGCCUAGGUGACAGAGUGAGACUCCAUCUCAAAAAAAUAAAAAUUAAAAUUAAAAAAUGAAAAAAAAAAAAGUGAAGUAUAGAGUAUCUCAUAGCUUGUCAGUGAUAGAAACAGGUUUCAAACUCAGUCAAUCUGACCGUUUGAUACAUCUCAGACACCACUACAUUCAGUAGUUUAGAUGCCUAGAGUAAAUAGAGAAGGAAGGAGAUGGCUCUUCUCUUGUCUCAUUGUGUUUCUUCUGAGUGAGCUUGAAUCACAUGAAGGGGAACAGCAGAAAACAACCAACUGAUCCUCAGCUGUCAUGUUUCCUUUAAAAGUCCCUGAAGGAAGGUCCUGGAAUGUGACUCCCUUGCUCCUCUGUUGCUCUCUUUGGCAUUCAUUUCUUUGGACCCUACGCAAGGACUGUAAUUGGUGGGGACAGCUAGUGGCCCUGCUGGGCUUCACACACAGUGUCCUCCCUAGGCCAGUGCCUCUGGAGUCAGAACUCUGGUGGUAUUUCCCUCAAUGAAGUGGAGUAAGCUCUCUCAUUUUGAGAUGGUAUAAUGGAAGCCACCAAGUGGCUUAGAGGAUGCCCAGGUCCUUCCAUGGGGCCACUGGGGUUCCGGUGCACAUUAAAAAAAAAAAUCUAACCAGGACAUUCAGGAAUUGCUAGAUUCUGGGAAAUCAGUUCACCAUGUUCAAAAGAGUCUUUUUUUUUUUUUUGAGACUCUAUUGCCCAGGCUGGAGUGCAAUGGCAUGAUCUCGGCUCACUGUAACCUCUGCCUCCCAGGUUCAAGCGAUUCUCCUGCCUCAGCCUCCCAAGUAGCUGGGAUUACAGGCAUGCACCACCAUGCCCGGCUAAUUUUUGUAUUUUUAGUAGAGACGGGGUUUCACCAUGUUGGCCAGGCUGGUCUCGAACUCUCCUGACCUUGUGAUCCGCCUGCCUCGGCCUCCCAAAGUGCUGAGAUUACAGGUGUGAGCCACCCUGCCCAGCCGUCAAAAGAGUCUUAAUAUAUAUAUCCAGAUGGCAUGUGUUUACUUUAUGUUACUACAUGCAUUUGGCUGCAUAAAUGUGGUACAAGCAUUCUGUCUUGAAGGGCAGGUGCUUCAGGAUACCAUAUACAGCUCAGAAGUUUCUUCUUUAGGCAUUAAAUUUUAGCAAAGAUAUCUCAUCUCUUCUUUUAAAUCAUUUUCUUUUUUUCUGGUUAGAAAAGUUAUGUAGAAAAAAGUAAAUGUGAUUUACGCUCAUUGUAGAAAAGCUAUAAAAUGAAUACAAUUAAAGCUGUUAUUUAAUUAGCCAGUGAAAAACUAUUAACAACUUGUCUAUUACCUGUUAGUAUUAUUGUUGCAUUAAAAAUGCAUAUACUUUAAUAAAUGUACAUUGUAUUGUA